Messenger RNA from Clupea harengus (Atlantic herring), 5817 nucleotides. RefSeq names its product dedicator of cytokinesis 2 (gene dock2). Gene Ontology annotation, molecular function: guanyl-nucleotide exchange factor activity; small GTPase binding. Gene Ontology annotation, biological process: myoblast fusion; cell migration; small GTPase-mediated signal transduction. Lineage: Eukaryota; Metazoa; Chordata; Actinopteri; Clupeiformes; Clupeidae. The record is from RefSeq and is a predicted model, not a curated record. Gene Ontology annotation, cellular component: plasma membrane; cytoplasm.
AGUGAGCGGUGGCACCCAACCUCCGAGAGAGACUCAGAAAGAGAGAGAGAGAGCGAGCGAGGGAGGAAGGGAAAGGUCUUCUCUGUCAGCUAUGGCUCCAUGGACACAGACCAUCACCGAGAGAUAUGGCGUCGUCAAGUGGAACUUCACUGCCAACCAUGACAGGCAACUGUCCCUGGAGGUGGGGGACACCGUCCACAUUCAGCUGGCCUGUGAAGGCUGGUACAAGGGGUAUUUGGUGAAGAAUAAGUCCAUGCAGGGAGCCUUUCCUGCCAGCAUUAUUGAGCUGAAAGAAGUCCUUGUUGAAAGACGAGGAAAUGAGGAGGUGGUGCUAUCAUCCGACAUGCCUCUGGUGAAGGAGGUGACCACCACUCUCAGGGAGUGGGGCAGCAUCUGGAAACAGCUGUUUGUGGCCAAUAAGAAAGAGCGUGUUAGUCAGGUCCAGAGACUCAUGUGGGACUUAAUGGAAUGGCGUUCACAGCUCCUGUCAGGGACGUUGCCUAGCGACGAGUUCAAGGAACUGAAGCAGAAAGUCACUUCCAAAAUUGACUACGGCAACCGGAUCCUAGAGCUGGAUCUGGUGGUCAGAGAUGUAGAUGGGAACAUCCUGGACCCAGAUAAAGCCAGCGUGAUCAGCCUGUUCCGUGCCCAUGAGAAAGCCAGCAGCAAGAUAACACAGCACCUCAAAGAGGAACAGAAUAACGACCAGAUGGAUCAUUCUGGAAUCAUUGCUCGCAUCCAGCAGUCUCCCACACACAGCCUCUUUGUGUUCCUCCGUAACUUUGUGUGCCGCAUAGGUGAAGACUCCCAGCUCUUCAUGUCCCUAUAUGACCCCAACAAACAGGCCAUCAUCAGUGAGAACUACUUGGUGCACUGGGGUAGUGCCGGAUUCCCCGCUGACGUCGACAUGCUGAACAACUUGAAGGUCGUCUUCACCGACCUGGGCAACAAGGACCUGAACAGGGAGAAGAUUUAUCUAAUCUGUCAGAUCGUGCGAGUGGGCCGGAUGGACCUGAAGGAGCACCACUCCAAGAAGUGCACCCAGGGCCUGCGCAGGCCGUGCGGGGUGGCAGUGAUGGAUAUCAGUGACAUUAUCAAAGGGAAAUACGAGUCUGAAGAGGAGAAGCAGUAUUUCAUCCCCUUUCAUCCAGUCGUGGCAGAAAAUGACUUCCUUCAUUGCUUGCUGAACAAAUGGACCACAGCAUCCAGAGGAGACAGUGGGGGACAAGGGCUGUGGGUGACGAUGAAGGUGCUGGUGGGAGACAUCGUCCAGAUCCGUAAAGACUACCCUCACCUGGUGGACCGCAACACGGUGGUGGCCAGGAAGCUGGGCUUCCCGGAGAUCAUCAUGCCCGGGGACGUGCGCAACGACAUCUACCUGACCCUGGAUAGGGGGGACUUUGACAAGUACAACAAGACCACGCAGAAGAACGUGGAGGUCAUCAUGUGGGUGUGCGAUGAGGAGGGCAAGGCUGUGCAGAAUUCUAUCUGCCUCGGGGCGGGAGACAAGCACGUGAACGAGUACAAAUCGGUCAUCUACUAUCAGGUCAAGCAGCCCCGAUGGAUGGAGACUUUCAAGGUGUCCAUCCCUCUUGAGGAGAUGCAUCGGAUCCACCUGCGCUUCAUGUUCCGCCACCGCUCCUCCCAAGAAUCCAAGGACAAAAGUGAGAAGAACUUUGCCAUGGCAUUUGUGCGUCUGAUGAAGGAGGAUGGUACUGUGCUGCAAGAUGGACCCCAUGACCUGGUGGUAUUUAAGGGUGACAGUAAGAGGAUGGAGGACGUGAACUGUUACCUGUCCAUGCCCUCCACACGCGGCCAAACGGACUCCCACAAGGGGGCGACGUUGAUGCGCAGCUCCAGCAGUGUUGGGGGGGGCUUGUCUGUCAGCUCCAGAGACACCUUCAUCAUCUCCACCCUUGUUUGCUCCACCAAGCUCACCCAGAACGUGGGUCUGCUUGGUCUGCUCAAAUGGAGAACUCGUCCUGAACUCCUCAAGGAUAAUCUGGAAAAACUGAAGCUGAUUGAUGGAGAGGAGAUUGUGAAGUUUCUGCAGGACACUCUGGAUGCUCUGUUCAACAUCAUGAUGGAGCACUCCCAGACUGAUGACUACGACAUACUGGUCUUUGACGCCCUGAUCUACAUCAUAGGCCUGAUUGCCGACCGCAAAUUCCAGCACUUUAACACUGUGAUGGAGGCUUACAUCAAGCAGCACUUCAGUGCAACGCUUGCCUACAAGAAGCUGAUGUCUGUAUUGAAGAAAUACAUUGAUGUGACCAGUCAAGGGGAGCAGUGCGAGCCAAUUCUUAGGACACUCAAGGCCCUGGAGUACAUCUUCAAAUUCAUUGUGCGCUCCCGCAUGCUCUACUCUCAGCUCUACGAGGGGAAGGAGCAGGGUGAGUUUGAGAACUCGUUGCGGUGUGUCUUUGAGACCUUCAACCACCUAAUGAGAUGUGAAUACAACACCACAGCCCUGCAGCAGGUGGCUGCACUGAAGUACUUGCCAUCCGUAUUGCAUGACGUGGAAACCGUCUUUGAUGCCAAACUACUGAGUCAGCUCCUGUAUGAUUUUUACACCUGCAUCCCCAAAGACACACACCAGAAGCACAAGGUGGCCUCCAUGACAGAGAUUGUCAGCAGCAAACUUUUCAGAAGACAAGAAUGCCGCGAUGUCUUGCUACCCAUGAUGCUUCAGGAGCUGAGUGGUGCCCUGGAGCAGGUUAGUGCCACCCCCUCGGAGGAGCACAAGGACAGCGUGGAGCUCCUCAACAACAUCCUGGAGGUCCUCAGCCGCAGCGACGUGGGUGACACAUUCAAGCAUGUUCAGGCCAUAGUGACCACCUUGCUGAGGAGCAUCAACCGUACGGUCUUCACCAUGGGCAGAGAACACGCUCUCAUCUCUCGUGUGGUGGCCUGUAUGACGGCCAUUCUCAAACAGAUGGAUGACCGCCACUACUCACGCUACAUCGAGACAUUCACAGGGACACAGGACCUGAUGGACUUCCUGAUGGAGACAUUCCUGCUGUUCAUGGAUCUGAUUGGGAAACGCGUGUACCCUUCUGACUGGGUGGCCAUGAUUAUGGUGCAGAACAGAGUCUUCCUCCGAGCCAUCAACACCUUUGCCGACACCAUGAACCUCAAAUUCCUGGACAACAACAACUUUGAAGAGCAGCUGUGGAACAACUAUUUCCACUUGGCCGUGGCCUUCAUUACCCAAGAGUCUUUGCAGCUUCAGCAUUUCUCGCACACGAAGAGAAACAAGAUCCUAGCAAAGUAUGGAGACAUGAGAAGACUAAUAGGAUUUGCUAUUAGAGAUAUGUGGUACAAACUUGGAGUGAAUAAGAUCUGCUUCAUCCCUGGUAUGGUGGGGCCUAUCCUGAGUAUGACUCUGAUUCCAGAGGAGGAGCUAAGGAGGGCCACUAUCCCUAUCUUCUUUGACAUGAUGCAGUGUGAAUACAGCCACUCGAAAGACUUCAAAAAGUUCGAAAAUGAGAUCAUUCUGAAGCUGGACCAUGAAGUGGAGGGUGGAGGAGGAGAUGAGAGAUACAUGGAGCUCCUACAGGCUAUCAUGUUGGACCUGGGUGAAAGAAACCCUCACCUGUUGUCAGAGAUGAAGCAUUUUGUCAGCCUGGUGACAGGCCUGUUGGAGCGUCUCCUUGACUACCGCGCUGUGAGGAGCGACGACAGUCGCAACAACAAGAUGAGCUGCACCGUCAAUCUCCUGAACUUCUACAAGGACAUCAAUCGCGAGGGCAUGUACAUCAGGUACCUGUACAAACUGAGGGACCUGCAUGUGGAUGUUGAAAACUACACAGAGGCAGCCUACACUUUACUUUUGCAUUCCAAACUUCUUAAGUGGUCAGAUGAUCAGGCACCACCUCAGCUGGAGUGCCAUGGCUGUCUGUCUCAGAGGCAGCUCAAGGAGAACCUGUACGACAACAUCAUCGGCUACUUCGACAAGGGCAAGAUGUGGGAGGAGGCCAUCACGCUGUGUAAGGAGCUGGCUGAGCAGUAUGAGAUGGAAGUCUUCGACUACGAGCUCCUCAGUCAAAGUCUGAAGCAGCAGGCCCGAUUCUAUGAGAAUAUCAUGAAAAUCCUGCGGCCUAAACCAGACUACUUCGCUGUGGGAUACUAUGGAUGUGGUUAUCCUUUGUUCCUACGGAACAAGGUGUUCAUCCACCGCGGCAAGGAGUACGAGCGGCGGGAGGACUUCCAGAACCAGCUGCUGAGUCAGUUCCCCAGCUCCAUCCGCCUCAACACCACCCAGAUGCCCGACGACACCAUCAAGAACUCCCCCAACCAGUAUAUCCAGUGUUUCACCGUGCAACCAGUCCUGGAGAUUCCACCACGCCUGAAGAGCAAGCCUGUCCCUGACCAGAUCAUUGAUUUCUAUAAGUCAAACUACGUGCAGCGUUUCCACUACUCCAGGCCAGUGAUGAAGGGCACAAAGGAUCCCAACAAUGAAUUUGCUUCUAUGUGGAUUGAGCGCACUACCUUCUCCACUGCCUACAAGCUCCCUGGUAUUCUGCGCUGGUUCGAGGUCACACAGAUGACUCACGCCUCCAUCAGUCCCUUGGAGAAUGCCAUUGAGACGAUGAGCAACUCCAAUGAGAAAAUCCUCACCAUGAUCAACCAGUACCAGGGCGAUGAUAGCCUUCCCAUAAACCCACUGUCUAUGCUGCUGAAUGGCAUUGUGGAUCCGGCUGUCAUGGGGGGCUUUGCCAAGUAUGAGAAGGCCUUCUUCACAGAGGAGUAUAUACAGAGCCAUCCGCAGGACAAAGAAAACCUCGCCCGCCUUAAGGAUCUCAUCGCCUGGCAGGUUCCUUUACUGGGCAGAGGGAUCUCGCUCCACGGGAGGAAACUGGUGGAGGACCUGAGGCCGUUCCACGACCGCAUGGAGGAGUGCUUCCAACAGCUGAAGAAGAAGGUGGAGACGGAGUACGGCAUCAGAGAGCUGCCGGAGAUGGAUGAUCGGAAGUCGAGUCGUCCUCGUUCAGUUCUUCGCUCCUACCGUCAGUCCAUCAUCUCCAUCUCCUCGCUGGCCGGAUCGGAGUGCGGGACCCCCACCAAAACCCAACCUGAGAGCUCUUUCUCUCUGGACUCGGGCGUUCCCCUCACCCCCACCCUGCCCCGCUCCAGUGGCAGCAUCAGCGUGAUUGACGAGGGAGGCAACGAGGUGGAGGUGCGUCUGCGCAAGUCCAAACGCAAGAAGAAGAGGAGCAGCAUGAUCUUCAUCAGCGAGGAGAAAGAGAAGGCCAACGAAAGCAAACGGCUGUCCAAGAAGCAAGAGUUCCGCAGUGACACCAACCUGUCAGAGCCAAACGAAGGACUAAGUCACACCAGUGCCAACUCCAGAUCACUGCCUGCAAUAACAGGCCUGUCUCUGUCUGUGGCCAAUGGGGGAGAGGAAGUGGAUUCGGCGCGCUCCAGGCGGGACAGCAAGAGCAUGUCCGUGUGUCUGUCGGACAGAACCACAGACCGGCGCUCCAAAGGCGUCAUCGGCCUCUUAUUCAAGAGCAAGAGCUCCAAAUCAGACGAAAAGAAAUCCUCAGGAGACUUGACAUCUGACAAAAAUUCCAAUCACUUUUAAACUGCUUUCAAGAAGACACUUCUUCAUCGUACUCGAGCAUUGAGUCUUACCUCUGCUGUCGCUCCGAUCAUAUGUGCCUUUGCCAAACUACUGCCUGGCCAGUUUAAGGAAAACACAUUUUAUAGGAUUCUAUUCAUCAGCACACAAAUAUAUUUUGUAUUGUUGCCAUUGAUUACAGCUUGGAAUAUAAUCAGUGCUGUAAACGUAAUAAAGAUAUUCUUUUGAUGCCA